This is a messenger RNA of Microplitis mediator, 3069 nucleotides long. RefSeq names its product dual specificity protein kinase splB-like. The record is from RefSeq and is a predicted model, not a curated record. Gene Ontology annotation, cellular component: nucleus. The transcript is spliced from 4 exons. Gene Ontology annotation, biological process: regulation of transcription by RNA polymerase II. Lineage: Eukaryota; Metazoa; Arthropoda; Insecta; Hymenoptera; Braconidae. Gene Ontology annotation, molecular function: protein binding. Bases 550 to 2742 code for a protein of 730 amino acids.
GUCUGCUCCCUUCGACCCUCUUGUAAAAUCAUAAUCAUACAGACAAGAAUUCUGUAUACUAAAAUAUAUAUAUACUUAAAUAUACGUUGCCGUUUACAAAACGUCGAAAGCUUGCCCUGAUUGCUUGUUUGUGAUGAUCAACUUGUGUGUGUAUAAUAUAAAAAAAAAAUGGGUGAGAUUGUCUCAUAAUUUUCAUCCAACAAUAUCAUUAACGUCUUCAUUAUUAAUUUUAUUAUUGUGUUAUCGCAAUCAUGAUCAUAAUUAUCAGUAGCAUCUGUAAAAUUAGCAAAUACUGACAUAGACACUUAGACAUCGUAUACAAAAUAUAACAACUGAGAUAACUUUCUCAGCUGGUAUAAUGUUACAAGAAUAUUUUACAAGUUAUCAAGAGACUGUCGAAAAUUCGUACCCGAUGACGGCGAAUAUUCGUCACAAACAUUAAAUAAUUAUUAUUUGUCGAGCUUUAAUUGCUUUAGUGACAAUCAACUUGGAGUUCAUUAUUUUUCAUAUAGAUGGUGUCCUCGAUUAGAGGUUUUCACAGAAAUAGCAAUGAAUGAGACGAGCAAAGAAUAUAUUCUGCAGUGGUCAGGCCAUGCCGCGAGCAUCACGGAGAGAUUUAGUGGUUUAUUAGCUAAACAAGCACUUGUGGAUGUUACUUUAAUUUGUCAAGAACAAAAAUUACGUGUACAUAAAUUAGUACUGGCUUCAUGUAGUUUUUAUUUUGAGGAAAUGCUGGAGCAAGAUUUAGGUCAAGAGCCAAUAAUAUUGUUGAAAGACUUGGACUUUGAUAUUCUUAAAGCGAUGGUUGAAUUUAUGUAUUGUGGGGAAACUACAAUAGCUCAUUGCCAUUUAAAACCAUUGUUAGAAGCUGCACAUGUUUUUAAAGUAAAAGAUCUCGAGUCAAUUGUCAAAUGUAUGAUGUCAACAAAAAAUUAUAUCGAUGAUACCGAUAAAUCAUCAAAAUCAGACAAAGAUUUAAGUGACACUGUUAGUCCAAUUCGUAAUUGCGUUCAAGUUAAAUUGAGCGGCAGAGAAUCUACUGAAAAGUCAUCAACUGAAUCAUCCGACAAUAAGAUUUCAAAAUCUGAUCAACCAGCGGAACUAGAGCACACACCGCCAGAAUUAAAACAAACAUCAGUAGAAUUAGGACAUCCAACCCUAGAUAAUGAACAUGAAGCUGCAAUAUUUUACGAUAUGAUUGAAAGUACAAACGAAUUAGCCACCCGAUCAAAUGAAAAUCAGUCAAAAAAUCAUUUCCAACGUAACGUUAGUAAUUUAAAAAAUUUUAGCCUACUAAAUAAUAAAACGAAUGGUGACAAUCAGCCACAAUUAGCGAAUAAUAAUACAAUUUUAAAUGAUUUAUCAACUAAUACCGAUAAAGAACAUGAAAAAACUUGUUCGCAUAAAAACAAAAAUUUAGAAAGUAAUUUAGAUUUAUCAGACCUUCCUAGUAGAGUCGGCGAGUGUUCAAAAGUUUAUACGUACAAAAAACGAAAAUUAACGGAUUGUAGAAAAACUGCGUUACUGAAUACAUCUGAUUUAUUGACUAGAUCACAGCCAACUGAUUGUAUAGAUUUGUCAGAUGAUUUAUCCUGUGAUACAACACCGAUUACCCUACCGUCCUUAGCUUUAGAUAUGAACGCAACAGACAAAGUUUGGAGUUUAAAUACCGAUAACAUUCAUUAUAUAAUAGGUAAUACAGUAAAUCAAACUAAUGCAUUGAUAAGAGAUCGACAGAGAAUUAUUUACGAAGAAAUAGACGGGGAGAAAUCGAUUAUUCCCAAUCACAAAAGCAUACGUCAGAUUAAAGAAUUAUUUUCCGUCGACAAUGACAACAUUUCUAUGGGACGAACCCCAAUAUUGAGACGAAGUGUUCGUCUUAAUCAACUAGAAACUGAUGAUUCUGUUAAUAAUAAUCAUAGUAAUAAUAACAACAAUAAUAAUAAUGAGGAAACUCAAAAGAUUAAGGACAAACAUAACGUAUUUAAGAGCUUGAGUAAAUCAUUAACUAAAAGUAAACGCAAAAAAGAAUCAUCAACUAAUGGUAGCGUACCCGAUGAAAAUACUGUGUCGAAAAAAAGUGUAAAUAAUAAUUCCCGGUCUCGAAAUAAUAAACUUACGUCUAAGAGUGCUGGUAGUUCUCGUCGUUUGUCAAAAAUAAAAGACGAAAAGUCACGGAGUAAAUUUAAGAAAACUGUAAAGAUGACAAAGAUCGAAUCUUUGGAUACUGAUGGAUGUUCUCCGGUUAAAUUAAAUACUAUUGCGACAGUAGAACGUGCGUUGUGGGGUGACAUGUCUGAUGUUAUGGAAAAUCAUGAGACUGCGACGAUGAUACCUGAGUAUUCGAUGAGCAAAGAGAUACCUUUCGCUGUGGGUUUGCUGCCACUUCAUGCGGCGUUGGAGAGGAUGCAAGCAAUGCCGGAUUAUCAGCCACGAAAAACGAGAUCAUCUUUUGCUACUCCUAUGAAACAUGAAGCUAAUUGUCUUAAACGUAAAGCUGGUGCUGUUGGUGGAGCUGCUGCUAUUAGUAAUAAUCCUACUACUACUACUACUACUACUACUACUGAUUAUGAAACUACUAGUAACAAAAAACAAUCUAGCCUUGAACAAAUUGUUGAUAAUACAUCUAGUACUUUUUGCCAUAUAAAAAUUCAAACGUCUUCCCAAUGUAGUUCUCAAAGUUGCGACAAUUCCACGACGGAUCAUUUGGUUACAAUCGAAUCGAAUUUUCAUAAACGAUGACAGCAUUGUAAUAUUCGUAAAAUGAAAUUAUUUUUACUAUAUAAAUAUAAAUAUAUAUUUUAUUUUUUUAAUCAUUAAAAAAUGUUUGUAAAGAUGUAUUAUAAAAAACAAAAUAUGAAACAGUGAGGGAAAAAAGAUAAAAAUUUAUUAAAAAAUUUUUUAUUUGGUUACUUAUAUUUUUGUAACUAUAUUAAGAUAUUUAAAAUAUACAUACUUUUUUUGUAAAUUUAAAUGUUUAAAAUUUUUUAAUUUGUUGAAUAUAAAAUCACGGUUAUGAAAAUUUUCUAUUUAUUUUUUUACGUUUAAAACUGUAAAUUUAAUGACAGU